AUGGUAGUGACAUACAAGGAUUGGGCCAAAAAGCUUCUGUUUUCCUUAUGGGAUUACAGAACUUUUAUCCGUGCACCAACUGGGGCAACCCCCUACGCUUUGGUUUAUAAGAGUGAAGCAAUACUUCGCAUUGAGGUGGAGAUACAAUCUUUGAGGGUGAUAGUAGAAACCAAAGUCCUAGAAGAAGAUUGGAUGAGGGAAAGAUAUGAACAGUUGGCUUUGAUAGAUGAGAAGAGAGCUAGAGCAUUUAAUAAGAAGGUGAAACUUAGAAACCUUAAGGAAGGAGAUCUAGUCCUAAAGGUACUUAGAGACGAAACUUUCAAUCCAAGGGGAAAGAUGAAGUCAAGAUGGCCUAGGCCUUUUAUUACCAAGGAGAUCAUGACAGGAGGUGUUAUAUGA
Messenger RNA from Quercus lobata, 399 nucleotides. RefSeq lists its product as uncharacterized. The coding region runs from base 1 to 399 and encodes 132 amino acids. The record is from RefSeq and is a predicted model, not a curated record. NCBI's taxonomy places the organism in Eukaryota, Viridiplantae, Streptophyta, Magnoliopsida, Fagales, Fagaceae. The transcript has a single exon.